UUUCCGGUGUAAGGACGAAUAAGGAAAAGCUGACGCGUUGCCACGUGCAUCCUUCAUAUACCAUAGGAUAAUGUUUGAACGGCUGAGAUUUAGACUAUCUUUGAUUAGAUUCAUUGAAACUGGAAGAGAACUGUAGAGAAGUGCCCAGAGAGAGAUUUUGUUGUUAUCUUUUCUAUUUCUUUUUUAUUUUUUAUUUUUUUAUUUCUUUUCCCUUCUGUCAUUCUUUUUCUUGAUUAAAAAGAUUUUGGUUUUGUUUUCUCUGUCUGUCUAAAGAAGAAGCUGUAAUAAGCAGCGUAAGCAAGUAAUUGAUGAGAGAGAGCGAGAGAAAGUAGGUUUGUCUUAAAUGAGGUGAGUGUAGCAGAGUGGGGGGGUGCAGUUACCAUGGCGGCGUUGCAGAGGUCUAAUUCCGUGCCAUUAUUGCUUUAAACAACGCAAAGAGAAGCUGAAGAAAAAAGUUGGCUCUCUCUUUCUUUUCUUUGGGAUUACAGUGGCUCUCUCUCUUUGAAGUCGAGGAAACCCAUCUUCUCUUACCCUAAAAAUUGUUUUAAGAUUUUGUUGUUAUAAAUCAAAAGCUGCAAAAACCCAAACAGUAAGAUCAAAUAUUUCAGACUGAGAGAGAGUCAGAAAUCAGAAGAAGAAGAAAAUCAAAAAGAUCGAGUCAUCACACAGCCAACAAUCAACAUUAAAUUCUCACUUUAAAACCCACAUCAAAAACAGCCACCAAAUUUUCAACUGUCCCACUGCUGAUCUUGCGGAUUUCCAUAGCCACUACCCACUUGCCACUUCUUAGUGGUAAUUAAGAUAUUCUCUUCUGCUAUGGAUUUUUGGUUUAAAUUGGGGUUUGUUGCAGUAUCUAAGUGCAAGAAAUGGCGGGUUGGUUCUAUCUAAGUAAACAAGAAGAAGAAAAAGAUCAAGAAAACAACAAUAACAAUCUGUUUUUGUACAGAUCAUCAAACGAACAGGAGAUCUACAACAACAAUAACAAGGGGUUUGAGAUAUGGCCACAAUACUAUCACCAACAGCAAAACAUGAACAGCUACUCCUCGUUUGGAGUGGGUCCUAGUCGAAGAAGUUUCUCUGAUGAAUCAUCAAGAUCAGGGUUUACGGUGAUGAGGCAAAGUGGAUUAGGUGGAGGUAUGAACUGUCAAGAUUGUGGAAAUCAAGCGAAAAAAGAUUGUGCUCACUUGAGAUGUAGAACUUGUUGUAAAAGCCGAGGGUUUCUGUGCCAAACUCACGUUAAGAGCACUUGGGUCCCUGCUGCUAAAAGGCGAGAGAGGCAACAACAGCUAUCUGCUUUGCAGCAGCAGCAGCAACAACACCAACACCAACAAAAUCAAGAACAAAACCAGUUUCGAGGAGAGAAUCCUAAAAGGCAGAGAGAGAAUCAAGGUGGUGUUCCCUCUCUUGCUUGCACUCGUUUAGCCACUACCACGUCAGGGUUGGAAGUGAGUCAUUUUCCACCAGAAGUGAAUUCCCCAGCAGUAUUUCGUUGCGUUAGAGUGAGCCCAAUGGAAGAUACAGAUGAACAAUAUGCAUAUCAAACGGCUGUUAAUAUUGGAGGCCAUGUUUUCAAGGGAAUUCUUUAUGAUCAAGGCGUUGAUGUUCGUUACACCAGUGGAGGAGAGAGCUCCUCAGGAGGAGCACAGCAACUGAAUCUCAUAACAGCAGCUGCUACAACUGCAACACUAACAGCAACAGCAAACCCGACUCAUCCUGGAGCUUUGCUCGAUCCAUCUCUAUAUCCAGCUUCAUUCAAUGCUUAUAUUGCUGGUACGCAAUUCUUCCCACCACCAAGGUCUUAGCUAGGCCUUGUAGUGUGUCUGCAUUAUUGUUAUUCUUCUUAACAAGGAAAAGGAAAAAAAAAACUUUCAUUUGUCAACAACUAGUAGUCUAUAAUUUGUUGGUCUUCUGUUAUUGUUAAUUGUGGUUCUUGUAGUAUUAAACAUGCAUCACCCAAUGAAGUAGAAGAGAGCAUAGGAAUUAGAAAAAAUGUAGUAGUAGUAGUAGUGCUGUCUUUGGACUCUGGGUGUUGGAUUUUGUUUCAAAUUUCAAUUCAGAUUUCCAUUUUUUUCUUA
Messenger RNA from Ricinus communis (castor bean), 2075 nucleotides. RefSeq names its product protein EXPRESSION OF TERPENOIDS 1. The coding region runs from base 867 to 1802 and encodes 311 amino acids. The transcript has 2 exons. NCBI's taxonomy places the organism in Eukaryota, Viridiplantae, Streptophyta, Magnoliopsida, Malpighiales, Euphorbiaceae. Gene Ontology annotation, molecular function: DNA-binding transcription factor activity; DNA binding. Gene Ontology annotation, cellular component: nucleus. The record is from RefSeq and is a predicted model, not a curated record. Gene Ontology annotation, biological process: positive regulation of DNA-templated transcription.